Molecule: messenger RNA, 4209 nt
Organism: Ailuropoda melanoleuca (giant panda)
Lineage: Eukaryota; Metazoa; Chordata; Mammalia; Carnivora; Ursidae
Gene: SH3BGRL
Product: SH3 domain binding glutamate rich protein like
Exons: 3
Coding region: 407-790 (127 amino acids)
Cellular component (GO): cytoplasm
Source: RefSeq, a predicted model, not a curated record
GAUGCAAAGGAGCCUGUGUUUUCCAGGCUUUGGGGCUGGGACUGCAGUGUUUCGAGCUCAGUGAAAGCAGUCUAGGGAGGAGGCGGGACUCAGCGAGUUCCCCUUCCACCUUCCCCCACCCUUCUCUUCCUACCUCUCUUCCACCUCUAGCUCAAUUCCAGCCUUUGCUGCAGCUGCUCUCUAGCCGUUUGCAGGACCCAAACAACGGCGGUCAUUGUUCCCAGGAUGGUGAUCCGUGUGUAUAUUGCAUCUUCCUCUGGUUCUACCGCGGAUGCUUAUUAGGACAGAAUGUAUAAAGAGAAAGAAAUCAAAGUACAUCACCAAAGAAAACCAUCAAACAAUGAAAGAGACCAAGAGAAGAAGAGAUCAGAGAAAAUGAUAGAAACAAUCACACAACAAGAACAAAAUGAUUAAGAAGAAACAGCAAGACGUGCUUGGUUUUUUAGAAGCUAACAAAAUAGGAUUUGAAGAAAAAGACAUUGCAGCAAAUGAAGAGAAUCGGAAGUGGAUGAGAGAAAAUGUACCUGAAAACAAUCGACCAGCCACUGGAUACCCACUGCCACCUCAGAUUUUCAAUGAAAGCCAGUACCGUGGGGUAAGAAACGAAUUUAAACUCUUGUUCUAUCAAAUGGAUCACCUCAAAUCCAUCCUAUCCCUUUCACCCCACCCCCAAAUGUGCAUACAGCCAUUUCUCCUGUUCAUCUCUUCAUCCGUCCUAGGCAGCUGGGAUAUUUCUACUAAGAAGAAAAUGGAUGAGUCAUCCCACCCCAAAUUUCCUGUGAAUGCAUAAAUACAGAUCUUGAACACAUAGCUACCUUCCCAUUUCUUUUUUUUUAUGAUUUUAUGUGUAAGUUCUACACCCAACCUGUGGAUCAAAUUCACAACCCUGAGAUCAAGAGUUGCAUGCUUUAUCAACUAAGCCAGUCAGGCACCCUGCUUUUCCAUUUCUUCAUCUGAAUUCUAUCUAGAGCAAUUGUGUUGUUUCUGCUAUGUCCAUGAAAAAGCUUCUGAGAAGUCAACUGCUUAAAAAUAGUUUAAAAAGAGUAAUAUCUUAUUUACUAGUUGAAGCCAGUAAUACUUUUAUUUUCGUAUUAUUAAUGAUUUUUUAGAAAAUGUUAAGUUAGCUAAUUGAACUCAUGUGAGGAAUGAGGGAAACAAAAAUGGGCUUUUGCUUUGUGACUGGUGUUUUCAAGCAUGCUAUCUGUAGUCUUUAUUUAAACCAUAGAGUAGUUUCCUUUAAUCUUCUGCCACUAUAUAUUUAAUGUUGGCAGCCUAUGGCCUUUCUAGGUACCAUGGCAAGUACAAGUAUAAAUAAAAGUUUUUCUCUUAAGGAGCUGGUUGAGAGUGAGGUGUGGAAAGAAUCACACACACCUGGAACAAUUGGAGUGUGGUUAUGAAUCCAUAUCUAUGUGAUGAGUCAGUACAGAAAGCAUAUGUGAGGGUUAUAGGAAUUUCUGGUAAAGAACUGUUUGCCCUGCUAUGUCCUCAGGAUUAGCAUGACUGAAGAACAAAUGUAUUAGAGCUAGCAAUCCAAAUCUUCUAGUUCAUUGAUUUAUAUGGAAGUAAGAGGACACUUUUUGGUGGGUAUCUUUUUUUGUGAAUUCUGAAAAUUUAGGGGAGCUCGCAUGGAAAAAUUGAGAAUUUUAUUGGUAAAAAAUAUUUUUUCUGUGAAUUGAAUUUUUCAGUUCUGAGGAGGGUCCUGAAGAUUUCAUCUGUUGUUGCUAACAGGACCAAUGUGUAAUGGUGUACUCUGCAAAUAAGGAAAAGGCAAUUAGGCUCUUCAUGUAGAUAGUGAAACCUCAAUGCCUCUAUAAUUGAAAUUUCUGCAAAUGCUGUAUGUAUCCCAGGAGGUAGAAGAGGCCUCAGAGGCCAUCCACUCCAGUAUAAGCCAGUAUAUACUGUCUUAAUUUUUUUGAAGCAGAAAUUUUAAUUCAUUUGGCUUUAAAAACAAACACAUUUUAGGUUAUAAGGAUAACAUUUCAGAAACCCCAUUGAUCUGGUUUAUUUCUCCUUCAGAAGCCACACUGUAAGGGAAUGGAGUAUGUUAUAGAAAUCAGGUAUCACUGAGAAAUAGGGAACUGGAAAGGAAGGGGCAGGAGGUGAGACUCAACCAAAUAUUUAUUAAUGGAGAAAGAACCCAAUUUUUAUCAAAUGCCUCCUGUGUACCAAGCACUAAGUUAGGAGUUUACUAACAAUAAAAAUUAAGAUUUCUCCCUAUACAGACUCCUAGGGAGAAGGGUAUAUAGUAACUAUUCAUUGAAAACAUAUAUGUCAGUUAUUGUACUGCAUGCUUUAUGUGUAUUGUAUUAGUUAGUUCUCAUACUAAUUCCAUAAGGUAGGUAUUGUUAUUUCUGUAUUAUGGAUAAAGAAAUUGAGGCCUAGAAGGUUAACUAACUUGCUAAGUCUGUUUUUUUUUCUAAAGCUCUUAUUUUUUUCUGUUAAACCACUGUAUAUUUCAUUUUCCUAUUUAUACAAAGAUCCCAUAUUCAUUCUUUUCUUCCUACAUUCUGUAUUAUGGCGGGGGGGGUGACCUCAGUAAAUUACAUUUCCCAGUCUCUUUUGCCAACUGGCUACCUAUUAGUUUUGGCCAAUAAUAAGAGAACUGGUUGGAGGAGUGGAGGACAGAGGAGAGGAAAAGCCAAGGUAUUCUCCUCCUUCCUGCUUCUGUGCUUCAUGAUAGUGGCUGUGUCUCCUUUGUGGUACCAGGUAUCCCAGCUCCUGGGUUCUGUAAUAUCAUCUUCUGCACUUUUCCCUUUAGCCCUAUAGCUGUGGCAACAGCUUCUUGCUUUUGCUAAUAUUUGGAUUGCCUUGCCAUUUCCUGUAUGCCUUUCACCAGUUCCUUUGUAAAUAGAUUCUUCAUAUUAAAUUCCCUUGUUUAAAAUAUCUCAAGGUUUCUCAGUCUUGGCACAGCUCACAUAUUGGGUUGGACAAUUCUUUGCUGUUGGGGGCUGCCUGUGCUUUGUGGCAUGUUUAGCAGCAUCCCUGGCUUCUACCUGUGGGUGCCAGUAACACCCUUCCAGUUGUGAAAAACCAAAUAUAUCUCUAGACUUUGCCAGGUGUCCCAGGGAGUGGGGUGGGGAAUUACAUCCUGUUGAGAACCACUGAACUAUGGCUUAGACUCUUAUUUCUAGAAUGGAAUGUGACUAAAACAACCAAUCUAUUACAUUGAUGAGGCUCUGUUAUAGUAAGUACAACAUUUAUAAGGAUAAUCUUGGUUCUGAAAGAGCUUAUGCUAUGUAUAUGAAGAACCAGAGCAUUUUUUCAUGAAUUAAUUAUUAAAUGAUACCAAUAUAUGGUAGAUUACAUUCUGGAUUAAUGUUAUUGGAGUCUGAGAGGUGUAAACAAAAUAUUUUUAUUUUUUCCUCGAGUGAAUUCCUAUAGAAGAAGCAGACUAUGUUACAAUCUGUUUUUUAUACUCUUUGUAAAUAUUUUACAUUUUCAUUCCCUAGGAUUGAGCCAUGUAUACAUAUGAAGAUCUUAAUGUUUUGUUUACUCUUGUAUUCUUAGCACCAAAAAAUGAUUGGUAUGUAGUAGGUGCUCAAUACAUAUUUGCAGAAUAAAUUAAUUAAUCGAGAAACUGGUGAUUUUUUUUUUGUCUCAGAGUUACAAACCUGUUUGUAUUUGCUAAGUCCAGGGCCAAAAAAUGAUAAUAUACUUCGAUCCCAAAACACUUGAAACAGACAACUAGAGUUGCAUUUUAUGAUCAGUAGAGUAGCAUUUUAUGAUUAGAUUUCAAUAUAGUUGAGACCUACUUUCUUUCACAUGAAUUUAAAGACUGGCAUGAAUUAUUUUUGUUACUUUGAACAAGAGGUAAGGAAUACCUUUUCUGUGACUGUUGAACUCUUUCAACUGGCAUUUUGAGGUUACUUCCAAGUUGUUGAGUGUAGAAAUGACAUACAUUGUUUGUUUACUUUGAGUACUUUAUAGGUCUCAUGUGUCUCAGUAUGAAAUUGUUAUCAAGAUCCAAUUAGUUUGACUUUUGAUGAAUAAGCUCAUAAGAGGCUGUUCAUAAAUGCCUGCUGUUUAGGGUUUUUUCUUUUGUCAACAUGUAGGAGCACAGUAAGAUGCUUUGAGUCAAUCCUUGGGGAGAUUCAAGUGGUGCUAAACAAUUCCAACAGUUUUAAAAGAAUCCCUAGAGGGAGGUUAAGAUGGCGGAGGAGUAGAGACAGACAUCUCAUUAGCCGGAUGCUGCAGAUCACCACCACUCUC